Molecule: messenger RNA, 1636 nt
Organism: Darwinula stevensoni
Lineage: Eukaryota; Metazoa; Arthropoda; Ostracoda; Podocopida; Darwinulidae
Source: the annotation of a GenBank genome assembly
GGUCUCGCUGGAUUGGAAGAGUCUCGAGCUCGCCAUGCUCCGUUUCCUUCUCUGCCUCGCCGCCUUCCUCCAGGGCAUCUUCGCCCAAGGAGGAAGAUCCCUGGACUCCAUGGACCAACUCAUCGAAGCUCUGCAGGCUGGCAGGAGCGUUUCUGCCACGUUCGACAGCUUGUUGUGCGAGCAGACCAACUUUUCCGAACCCUUCCUGGGCGGCUUUGGAAUUGCAGCUGAUGGAACGUUCAUCCUGGUCAAUACGUACGUGGAUAGAGGCAGUGUUGCCCUUCUCGAUGUCUACGAGAUUUCUGGCGAUACCGGUCUCGUCCUCAACAACUACUUCGCAUUUUGCACAGCUUUAAUAGGAGCUACCUUUCACGAGAAAGGAAACCACCAACCUGACACUGCGAUUACAUCGUUCGAUGAUUUGAGGACGGUAAUGAUGGAAAGAGGUCAGCUGACGGUUGUGGCAAACGUGAUUGGCUGUGAGCAUCCUCUUCCGCCAGAGGUGACUAUCGCCGAGGGCGGAUCCGCUGAGUUUCAGUACUACGUCCUUCAAGAUGCUGGAGAAACGAUGCUCUUUGUGGAAUGGCCGGGCCUGUCUCUCAGCAACGUCGAGGGUCAGACCGUCUACACGGUGACCAGGGCCAUCAUCAACGUGGACGGGACUGCCCACCUCAGCGGCCAUUCGUACAACACGCAAACCUGGGAGGAUGAAUAUCCUUAUCCGGACGGAUUCCAGUGCGUCCUCGGGGAAUCCCUCACCUUUUACUAUGCCUCAGGCGGCGAAUUCGCGUCGUACGCGACGUAUGCGGACGUGGAUGCUGCCGUUUCGGCCGGGAAGGAUCUCCUUGCUCUUGUGAAUGCCCGCGCGUGCGAAAUGAAUGGCACUUACCCGGAGAUUCUGGCUGCUGGAGUCCAUGUGAUGUCUUGGAUUCGAUGGGAAACCGGAGAAAUGCCAGGCAUCCAUUUCACUCAAUCCAUCCCCGAUGUCACGGGAGACUUACUCGUGCAAGCAUUCUACUUGGCCAUCGACGAAACAUUAUACGUCCGUGGCACUACGUUCAACCCAGUCGACCCUGGCGACAUCCCAGAUGUAGUCACGCUUUCGUGCCCCCUCGGAUCAGGUGUCUGGUUCAUCGCGGCUCCCUACGACGGGACGGAGUUGACGAGUUUUGCAGCGAUAGUCCAGGCGGAACUGGAUGGAGAGAAGUUGUGGGUUGAAAUCGAUUUCAGUGAGUGCGUGGACCCGACUGGUGAGUUCGAUCUCACCGGUCUCAGAGCAGGUGCGCGACUGCAAGAUCUCACCAUUCUCGGUUCAGGCACUGCCGAAGAAAGGCUUUUUGGAUCUGCAUUUGCUGUGAAUGGCGAUUCCAAUAGUGGUGUGGUCUACGAGACGUUCGGAGUGACCAUCGACGGUAACGACGAUGCCAUCGUCUACCAAGGCUCCUGGCGAUACGAUGAAAAUGGCGAAUGGGGCAACGCAUUCGGUGACACCAUCUUUGAAUGCACCCUUGGUGGGGGUGUUAAGGUUUUGCAGGAGGUCUAGGAGCCGAAAAAAGUGCUAAUUUCUCCCUUGCAUCGAGAAAAUCCUCGCCCUUAUUCAAAGCUGAAGAAUAAAAUAUAAUUUUUCUCCCACCGA